Messenger RNA from Beta vulgaris subsp. vulgaris (sugar beet), 3726 nucleotides. RefSeq lists its product as hypothetical. NCBI's taxonomy places the organism in Eukaryota, Viridiplantae, Streptophyta, Magnoliopsida, Caryophyllales, Amaranthaceae. The record is from RefSeq and is a predicted model, not a curated record. The transcript has 4 exons. Bases 979 to 3414 code for a protein of 811 amino acids.
CUAACAAUUUAUUUUUUAUGUCUUCAUAUUGUUCUAUUGAUUUUUCCCAUUUUUAUAAUUAUAUGAAAUUUUAGGGAGUUGUAUUUUUUUUUUUUUGGGUGAACUUGCAACUUCAAUUUUAGGUUCUAUUGAUCACAAUUAUGACAUUUUAUGAAAUGGGUUGUUGCUAAUUUUGAUGUUUAUUGAUUGUGUAAUUCACAUUAUCUUACUUAAUCAAUUUGUUUCAGUAAUUUGAGUUGGGUUUUUUUUGUGUACUUAUAAAGGUUAAAACUUGUACUGGGUUUUAUUGUUUGUACUUUUCAAAAUGUGAACUGGGUUUUCUAUAAAAAUGGCAUCUAAUUCCCACUAAAUUUUUUUUAUGUUUUUUUUUUCAGUGAAUCACAUUAAUUUGCUUUAGUUUUUUUAAUGUUUAUAUUAGACUGCUCAGAGAAAUUCCUAAAUCAUAAUUUUUGUCAUUGUUAAACCCUGAAAAUUGAGUUUUUUGACAUGGGUUUUUGUUUAUCCCAAAAAAAAAAGUUUGAAAAAAAAAAAUUAGAAAGUGCAAUAAUGCCUUUUUUUUGUGUGGUUUGAGCAAUUGAGCACUUUUUUUCAGUGGGAUUUAUUCUGUACAAUUCUAACCAGUUGUGUUGUUCUUAUUAGAUACUUUUUUGGGUUCUAUUCUUUUGAUAUAUUGGAGAUGAGAAUAUACAGCUCUUUAUCUGAUUUUUACAGUUCUGGUUUUACAAAUAACUUGGGAAGAAAGAAAAGCACAAAACUUCAAAUUCUAUGUUCGAUUUUAUGAAAGUUUAAGGUAAUUUUAGGGUUUUUUUUUAUGUAAACAUGUUCUAAGACUUUGCUUCCUCAUUCAACAGCCUAGAGAACCUUAUGAAUUUGGCAAAAGUCAUUGAAGAAUUGUAUUAUUCUGGUACCCAUUUGGAAUCCAGUAUCGGAAAUCUCUUUGAUUUCGUAGGAAGAAAAAAAGGGUAAAAGAAAAGAGGGAUGGGAUGUAAUACAUCAAAAUUGGAUGAUGAAGAGGCUGUUCAAAUUUGCAAAGAUCGGAAAAAGUUUAUCAAACAAGCUCUUGAGCAUAGAACUAAAUUCGCUUUAGGUCAUAUUGCAUAUAUUCAGUCCUUAAAACGAGUUUCUGCUGCUCUUCGUGAAUAUAUCGAAGAGGAUGAGCCUCGUGAGUUCUUAUUAGAUUCAUUUAUUACACCUGUGAAGAAAUUGAGCCCGAAGUUCAUCACUAUUUCUCCAAAGUGUUUCUCAGCACCGGCUAUUCAAACUGGGGAAAACUCAAAUGUGAAAAUCAACUACUAUAGACCAAGUGGGACAGCAUCAGUUUCAGUUGAAGAGAGACCCCAAUCUCCUGAUACUUAUCGUGUUCAAUCCUUUUCGCCAAUGUAUCAAUAUGGGUUUGAUGGGGAAAACUUGAAUGAGAAAAUCAACUACUAUAGACCAAGUGGGACAGGAUCAGUUUCAGUUGAAGAGAGACCCCAAUCUCCUGAUAGUUAUCGUGUUCAAUCCUAUUCGCCAAUGAACCAAUAUGGAUAUGAUAGUUUCUUCACAAUGCAGCAGUCCCCACAAAGGGAUUCGUCUUAUUACCCGAAUUCAUACUCCCCAUAUAACAGACCUGCUAGACCCCCUCCGUCCCCUCAAAAUUCUUCUCAAUGGGAUUUCUUCUGGAACCCCUUUUCAUCACUGGAUUAUUAUGGAUAUCCAGUGAGAAGUAGCCUUGAGCAAUCAAUAGUUGAUGAUGAUAUAGCAGGAUUAAGGCAGGUUCGCGAAGAAGAAGGGAUACCAGACUUAGAAGAGGAAACCGAACAUGAAGAAGUCGAUGAAAGGAGGCAUAGAAGACAAGAUAUACCUAAGAGUAUACCUAAAAGUGAUUCACAUGUCGUACGAGAGGAAGUAACUGUUGAAGAUGUAGAUGAGGAUGAAGAUGAUGAUGAGGAUGAUGAUGAAACAGAAACUGAAGGAGAAAAUCAACAUGAAGCAAAUGGGUUACAGGAACAUGCCAAUGACAAUAUAGAAUUGUCUCAAGUGCCAAAUCCUGGACAUGUUGAAGUUAAUCGUCAUGAGACAAUGGUCAGUGAAAGAGCAAAGAAGGAAGAACAAGCACCAGGAUUCACUGUUUAUGUGAACAGAAGGCCCACAAGCAUGGAUGAAGUUAUCAAAGAUCUGGAAUCUCAGUUUAUGAUUGUCUGUGGUGCUGCUAAUGAAGUUUCUACGAUGUUAGAAGCUAAUCGACCUCAUUGCUUACCAGCAUCAAGUGAGGUAACAGCUAUGAAAAUGUUGAAUCCAGCAGCACUUUUUCGGUCGGCUUCAUCACGCUCCACAUCGUCAAGAUUUUUGGUGAACUCUUCAGAAAGUUCAAGAGAUGAUGGAUCUGAAAGCAGCAGUUACUUAUCGGAUGAAUCGUGCAUGUCUUCUGGCAGCCAUCACUCAACACUUGACAGAUUAUAUGCUUGGGAGAAGAGAUUGUACGAGGAAGUCAGGUCAGGAGAACGAGUUCGAUUAGCUUACGAGAAGAAGUGUACACAACUGAAGAACCAAGCGGCAAAAGGAGAUGAACCUUCAACUUUAGAAAAAACUAGGACAGCUCUUCGAGAUUUUCAUACUCAAAUAAAGGUUUCAAUACACUCAAUUGAGGCUAUUUCAAAGAGGAUUGAGACUUUAAGGGAUGAAGAGUUGCAACCUCAACUUUUAGAAUUAGUCCAGGGGUUAGCUAGAAUGUGGAAAGUGAUGGCAGAGUGUCACCAAAUGCAAAAGCAUACUUUAGAUGAAGCUAAGCUUCUAUUAGCUGGUACACCUUCGAAGCUUAAUAGAUCAAAACGACAUCAUCCUACACUUUCUGCUACUGACCCACAACGACUAGCUCGCUCGGCCCAUAAUCUAGAGUCCGAGUUGAGAAACUGGAGGGCUUGUUUUGCAUCAUGGAUCGCUUCUCAGCGAUCCUACAUUCAUGCAAUGUCUAGCUGGCUCCUAAGAUGUAUGAGGCGUGAACCCAACGCGUCAGAAUUGCCUCUUUCUCCCCGUCGCUCUGCUGGGGUCCAUCCAAUCUUUGGAAUCUGUAUCCAAUGGACUAGACUUCUCGAUGCAGUCUGCGAGACUGCAGUGCUCGAUGGGCUGGAUUUCUUUUCUGCAGGAAUGGGAUCAAUCUAUGCCCAAGCCCAAAGCCAAACCCAAGCAGCCCAAGCCCAAAACAGUGGUGGAUCUCGAAGAUUUGAGGACUCUGGUGGAAGCAUGGAGGUGGUGGAGAUAGGGAAAGUCGAAGAUGUUAUGACACCGGAGAAAAUGGCAGAAGUUGCCGUCAGAGUUCUGUGUGCAGGAUUGUCAGUUGCUAUGAGCUCAUUGGCAGAUUUUGCUGUUAGUUCAGCUGAUGGAUAUGCUGAACUGGUAAAACAGUGGGAAAAUGUUAAGUGGCCUCCUCCCUAGUUCUAAUGCUCAAGUAAUUUAAACUCUUUUCUCUUCUUUUCUUCAUUUGUUAGGUAGGUUGAAAAAAAAUGGAUUUCAAUGUAAUUACAAAAUUAAUGGAGUAUUAUAGCUUGGUCAUGUAAAGAUCUAAGCCGGGCUUUUGUUGUAGUUGUAGUUUAGGUUAAGAUCAUUAGGAAAAAUGGUGAAAAUCUCUUGUUGUCUGUUUUACUCUUUGUGUCACAAGAGAGAAUUAACUGAGUUCCCAAAGAACACUCUUGAAAAUGGUGUUUGAAUUUUGGGAAAUUUUUGGAAUGAUAAAUAUUUAUUGCACAA